AUGCCCGAAGGGCUCCCUAUCGAUUACGACCAGCCUUUGAACGGAACAAUGGCUGCCUAUGCGCAGCAGGUUCUAAUUUGUACAGGACAAAGAGACUGGACAAGUCGCAUCGAGGAUGAUGGUACGGCCCAAAGCUGGGGGAAUUUGACGAGAGGUCUGAAGAAGCUGAUGGGCCGUGGCGGACGCUUUGCGGAUCCAUUUAAUAACGUCAUGGUCUCGACUUCGUCCUUUGUUCCUUCAUCUACAGAUACCGCCUCCGCCUUUAUCUUUCCCCAAUUCAAAUAUAUCCCGUCGAUUCCUGUGGAGAUACCUGAGACUCCCAAUGCAGAGACCGAUCUUUCAACGUUUAUCCGAGCGUAUCUCCUCCCAGAGAAGCUAAAUCCUAUGCAAAACUCCCUUUCCGAAGCGCAUCAGGCUGAGCUCAUCCGCGAUCCGGAACUAGCAUCUAAGUUCCCCGAUGCUAUCGAUAUCCGCCAUUCCCCCGUUGUCUUGAUAUGCGGCCAUGGGGGUCGAGACAUGCGCUGUGGAGUCAUGGCACCUGUCCUUGAAAAAGAGUUCAGCCGGGUUCUGUGUGCGCGGGGAUUCUCAUCCACCGGAGCUGAGAACAAUCCAACGGACAGUCCUGAAUAUGCCCAUAUCGGCUUGAUCAGCCAUGUUGGCGGUCAUAAAUAUGCUGGAAAUGUGAUUGUGUACAUUCCCCCGGGAAUGAUGGUAGAUGGCUCCCCUCAUCCGCUGGCGGGUAAGGGUAUUUGGUACGGCCGCGUCGAGCCCAAGCACGUCCAAGGGAUUGUCGAUGAGACCAUUCUUGGUGGAAAGGUCAUAGCUGACCAUUUCCGAGGAGGGAUUGACCAUAAUGGAGACAUCAUAAGGUUUUAG
Messenger RNA from Aspergillus clavatus NRRL 1, 876 nucleotides. Its product is annotated as sucrase/ferredoxin-like domain-containing protein. The transcript has 2 exons. The record is from RefSeq and is a predicted model, not a curated record. NCBI's taxonomy places the organism in Eukaryota, Fungi, Ascomycota, Eurotiomycetes, Eurotiales, Aspergillaceae. The coding region runs from base 1 to 876 and encodes 291 amino acids.